Messenger RNA from Aspergillus bombycis, 249 nucleotides. Its product is annotated as HpcH/HpaI aldolase/citrate lyase family protein. Lineage: Eukaryota; Fungi; Ascomycota; Eurotiomycetes; Eurotiales; Aspergillaceae. The transcript is spliced from 4 exons. The coding region runs from base 1 to 249 and encodes 82 amino acids. The record is from RefSeq and is a predicted model, not a curated record.
AUGGCCAGUCUUGAAAAUGAUGUCAAGGCGCUCCUUGCUCAACAGCUUGAGGUGCCCAUUCACGAGGUGACCACAACGGCGGACUUAAAGAAGGAUCUGACGGUGAAUGAUCUGGGAAGGUCGCGGAUGAUAAAUGCAAUUCGCGAGAGAUUCGACGUAUAUAUUGAGGAGGAAGAUACGGAUCAACUUAACACAACUCAAGAUGUCAUCAAGUAUGUGGAAACAAAGCUGUGGUGGUAUAGUCUGUAG